Molecule: messenger RNA, 1999 nt
Organism: Sinocyclocheilus rhinocerous
Lineage: Eukaryota; Metazoa; Chordata; Actinopteri; Cypriniformes; Cyprinidae
Product: prosaposin receptor GPR37L1-like
Exons: 3
Coding region: 1-1038 (345 amino acids)
Biological process (GO): positive regulation of MAPK cascade; adenylate cyclase-inhibiting G protein-coupled receptor signaling pathway
Cellular component (GO): plasma membrane; signaling receptor complex
Molecular function (GO): G protein-coupled peptide receptor activity
Source: RefSeq, a predicted model, not a curated record
AUGGGACACGAUACUGGAGCUCCCGCUCAUCCGCAGCACAUCAUCCUGCCGGUGGUCAUCUUCAACGAGCUGACCAAGAGACGACUGAUGGGAGAUCUGUCCUGCAGGAUAGUGCCAUAUGUGGAGGUGACGUCUCUCGGCGUGACCACGUUUACUCUGUGCGCGCUCAGCAUCGACCGCUUCCACGCGGUGACCAGCGUUCAGACGCGGCCGCAGCAGGUCGAGUCCUGUCAGUCCAUCCUGGCCAAGCUGUCGGUGAUCUGGGUGGGAUCUCUGGUUCUGGCCGCUCCUGAGCUGCUGAUGUGGCGUCUGGAGCAGGAGGUGUCUCCGCGGACGGGUCUGCCGGUGGACUCGUGCAGUCAGCAGCCAUCCGUGACGCUGCCGGAGACGCUGUACUCGCUGGUGCUGACGUACCAUCAGGCCAGAAUGUGGUGGACCUUCGGAUGUUUCUUCUGCCUGCCGCUGUUGUUCACCGGCGCGUGUCAGCUGCUCACGCGACACGUCACGGACGAGAACGCCAAGAGCAAAGCCGCGCGUCCGUCCUCCAUGUCAUCUUCGUCGUCCUCCGCGUCCUCGUCUCUGAAGAAGCAGCGGCGAGAGCGUCAGCUGACCCGUACGGUGGUGGCCUUGGCAUCCAUUUACGCCGUAUGCAGUUUGCCGGAAAACGUGUGGAACUUCGUUCUGGCUUACGCGGGUGUGGAGGUAGACAUGGCCACAAAGGCGCUGCUCGCUCUGAUUGGCCAGUUCCUGUUGUUCGUCCGGGCGGCAGCGACGCCCGUCCUGUUGCUCUGCAUCUGUCGCUCUCUCGGCCAGGCGUUCAUGGACUGCUGCUGCUGCUGUUGCGAUGAGUGUCUGCCGGAUCCUUCGUCGUCGUCCAUGUCUUCGUCCACCAACGCCACGGCCAUCUCCUCGUCCCUGUCCUCACCCGUCUCUGUCCAGGAGGAGAAAGUGAAGAUCGUGUCGGGAACGUCGCCCGCGGUGUUCUUCGAUAAAGUGAAGGAUGGUACGGCCGAGCUGAUCAUCGGAACGCCGUGUUGAUCUCGGAACGUUGGAAUCAGUGUCCACUUAUAAAAACUGUGAAUGAAAUAUCGCCCAUCGCUAACACUCUUAAAGGGACAGUUCACACAAAAAGAUCAUUCUGUUGCCAUUUAAAUGUUCCAAACCUAUACGACUUUAUUUUGUGUGCAGAACACAAAAAAUGUGUUAAUAAAUUAUCACAAUAUUUUAUUAAAUUAAAAAUAUAAAAUAAAAAUGUUAUAAGCUAUAGAAUUAUCAUGCCGUCACUCACCGCUGGAUGAGGAGAGUUAAACACAGAAACGCAAUUUUCUGUUCAUUCAAUCAGUUUUGUUUUGUCUCACAUUUAGCGAUUUAAAAUCCUCGUUUAGUUGCUGUAUUUCAGUCUGUACGUCUAUUUUCUUUAUAGAUCCAUCACUUCUACACUACAGAAAUACAAAGAAAUUGUGAACUUUAUUGUAUUUCAUUGGAAUUAAUAACUAAUAUUUUGUUUAUCCAUAAACUUUGUACUGCUGGAUGGACAGUUGCGGCAAACUUGAAAACAUUGUGUUUUUAUGCACUUAAUGAAUUUUCAUCUUUAAAUUGUCAGUGUUUAAAAAUGAAAGUAUGUUUUGGAAAAACAGAAAUCGUCUUUUCAGAUCAACCUUUAUAAGUUUUGAAGAAGAAAUGUUGUGUUUUAUUGAGUCUGUCUCACAUAUCAAAGACUGUCUGAAUCUCUGCUGGAAUUAAACGACUUUACAAACUCUCAGCAGAGACAAACGACUCUAUGAACUAUGGGAAAAUACUGAAAAAACUUUACAACUUUAACACAUUAGAUAGUAAUGACUAUAAUAGCAAAGUGAACCUGAUAUAGCUGAACAUAUGGUUAGCAUCGAAUCUUUUGUAUUUCUUUUUUGUACUUGGUUGCAGCCAAUAAAAGAGUUUGAAUAUGUUACGUAAACUUUGCAAACUUAUUGCUUCUCUGUUUUACUCACACAAACGCUUA